GGAAGCCAUUGUUCUUUCUCAUAUGACACUCUAGACAAUACGUUCCUUUCUUUAACCAUAUCAUUUGCUCCUGCAAUAAAGGGGUGGAAGACUGGCUGUAGAAGGGUCAUUGGCUUGGAUGCUUGUCACUUGAAUGGAAUUUUGGUGGUGUGAUGCUAUGUGCAACAGGUCUGGAUGUUCAGAAUGGCUUAGUUAUGCUAGGUAUAAUGGUGUGUAGGAAUGAAACCAUAGAAAAUUGGAAGAUUUUCCUUGGAGAUUUGAAGCCUAUGGUAGAUGAAGAUGGUGUGCGUAUCUGUUUCAUCUCAGACAAGCAAAAGGGAAUCUUGGAGGGUGUUGACUAUCACUUUCCUUUAGAUGAACACAGAUAUUGUUUUAGGCACUUGCUUGCAAACUUCAAGAAGACAUACAAGAGUUUUAGUUUGCAGAAUCAUCUUUGGAAUGCAGCUAAACGUUACAAGAAAAAGCAUUUUGAGGAACAUACGGCCAAGAUGAAGGCUGAGAAUGCUGAUGCUGCUUGGUAUCUCUUGAAAGAAGAAAAACUACAAACCUGGUCCAGAGAACAAAUGAGUCUGCAAAAUGGAGAGAUGGUGACAUAG
Messenger RNA from Papaver somniferum (opium poppy), 596 nucleotides. RefSeq lists its product as uncharacterized. The record is from RefSeq and is a predicted model, not a curated record. NCBI's taxonomy places the organism in Eukaryota, Viridiplantae, Streptophyta, Magnoliopsida, Ranunculales, Papaveraceae. The transcript is spliced from 5 exons. Bases 153 to 596 code for a protein of 147 amino acids.